UUUCGGAAAAGAAGAAAACCUAAUGUUCAACUGUGCAAGGCCCAUCUUCCAUCUGCUGAUACGAAAUUCCCCCACUUCUCCAAUCCUCACACACCUCAAAACCCUAACCACGAUCACCACCCACCUCCAAAACACUAUCACAUCAAAGAAAGAUGACUAUUUUGCAGUUGUCCACCACAUUUCCGCCAUUGUUUGCCGCGACUUCUACCUUGAACGAACACUCAACAAGCUCCCCAUCUCUGUCACCUCUGAUCUUGUUUACCGAGUCCUCCGGAGCUGCCCCAACUCUGGCACGGAGUCCCUCCGCUUCUUCAACUGGGCUCGCUCCCACCCUUCCUACCAGCCCACCACCCUCGAGUAUGAAGAGCUCCUCAAAACCCUAGCCCGCACCAAACAAUUCCAACCCAUGUGGAAAAUCGCCCACCAAAUGCAGACUCUCUCGCCUACAGUUGUCUCUUCCAUCAUUGAAGAGUUUGGAAAACACGGCCUCGUCGAUCAGGCAGUAGAGGUCUUCAACAAGGCGAAAAGUGCUUUAAAUUGCCCCCAAACAAUUGAGGUAUACAAUUCUCUAUUGUUUGCCCUUUGUGAAGUCAAAUAUUUCCAUGGUGCAUAUGCGUUGAUUAGGAGGAUGAUUAGGAAGGGGGUGACUCCGAAUAAGCAGACUUAUUCCGUGCUAGUGAAUGGGUGGUGUGCAGCAGGGAAGAUGAAGGAGGCACAGGAUUUCUUGGAGGAGAUGAGUAGGAAGGGGUUCAAUCCACCAGUGCGAGGCCGGGACCUUUUGGUUGAUGGGUUGUUGAAUGCUGGAUAUUUGGAAGCUGCAAAGGAGAUGGUGAGGAAGAUGACCAAGGAGGGUUGUGCGCCAGAUGUAGAGACCUUGAAUUCAAUGUUGGAGGCAAUUUGUAAAGCAGGGGAGGCUGAGUUCUGCAUUGACAUUUAUAAUGAUGUGUGUGGAUUAGGAGUUUCUCCCAAUGUGGGUACAUAUAAGAUUAUGAUUCCUGCAGCAUGCAAAGAGGGUAGAAUUGAUGAGGCCUUUAGGAUUUUCCAUCGUUCUAUUGAGGAUGGACAUAGGCCAUUCCCCAGUUUGUAUGCACCAAUUAUUAAGGCACUCUGUAGGAACGGUCAGUUUGAUGAUGCAUUUUGUUUUUUCAGUGAUAUGAAGGUUAAGGGGCAUCCGCCCAACCGGCCAGUUUACACUAUGUUGAUAACAAUGUGUGGGCGGGGAGGUAGGUUUGUGGACGCUGCCAAUUAUUUGGUGGAGAUGACUGAAUUGAAUUUGACGCCAAUUUCCCGGUGCUUUGAUAUGGUCACUGAUGGAUUGAAGAAUUGUGGGAAGCACGACCUGGCUAGGAAGAUAGAACAAUUAGAAGUGUCUCUUCGGGGUGUAUGAUAUAGCAAUUAACAGUUCAAUUAAACCAUACUAUCUUAUCUGAUGCAAGGUGCAUUUUCUAAGCUUAAGACCAUGAUGAAUAAAUACCUCACGAGAAGGAAAGGGGUCAAUGCUAGAAAGAUAUGAACCUCUUUCAAGGGGGCUCCCAUUUCCGCCAUUGGUGCUGUUGAUUAGGGAUGGAAGGGCAUGAUACUCUCAUCUCCUUCCCAUACACAGGUUUUGGAUUGAGUCGCAUACAAUGAUCUCCCUCAGCAGCUGGCAAAAAAUGACAAGUGUUUUAUCAGAUAUUUAUUUUUGCUGAUAUGUGAUAACAUAUGCCUUCAUUCCAUUGUAUUCGUGUUCCUCCAAAAUUGCUUAGUUUUUAUGUUGGUUAUAAGUUAGAAGUGAAAGCAGGUACAUGCUGCUGACAAUCUUUCUCAUGACUUAUUAAUAUACACUGGGCAACUGUACCAUAUCGUCUAUCGAGCGAUAGACAUGUAACAUUCAGUCGCUGAUCACAGGUACCUUUGCUGGUGAAAGUCAAGGCGUUAUCAUCAUUUCAUCAGGCUUUCGCAUCAUGUCUCUGUAUCUGUACUUGUUUUGGGUUCCAGGUUCUGGGCUUAUCAUCUGCCCGGUAUUUUUCCUGGAAACUGGAGCUUUUAAUACAAGUAUAGCAAAAGAUAACUGAUUCAGUCA
This is a messenger RNA of Vitis riparia (riverbank grape), 2062 nucleotides long. Its product is annotated as pentatricopeptide repeat-containing protein At5g18390, mitochondrial. Lineage: Eukaryota; Viridiplantae; Streptophyta; Magnoliopsida; Vitales; Vitaceae. The transcript has 2 exons. Gene Ontology annotation, biological process: RNA splicing. Gene Ontology annotation, molecular function: protein binding. The record is from RefSeq and is a predicted model, not a curated record. Bases 23 to 1387 code for a protein of 454 amino acids.